AUGGCUUCCACUGCCUCGUCGAGGGGGGCAGCAGGCGGAGGAGGAGGAGGAGAUGGACGGGGAGGAGCAGGGUCUGCAGCAGCUGCAGCUGCUGCUGCGGCAUCCGUGGCCAUCGGCCAUGCUCUCGGCCAGGCGGGUGGUGCCGGGUUGACGCUGAUACAAGCUCUCGAGGGCGGAUUGCAUCUGGGGAAUGGAGGAGAAGCGAGAAUUGGCGUGGAGCAUGGAGUCGUCUCGCAACGCGACGAAUUUCGCAUGGAGUUCGACGAUGAGCGAGUCGCGGCAGGACGAGGUGGCGGUGCGGGCGAUGGCGCGGGCCCCGGCGCAGGCUCUGACGGAGCUGGCUUCGAGGAGAAAAAUGAUGGUGGCAGCAGAGCUGAGAAGCGGUGGAAGGGCGAUAGGUGGACGAGCCACGAGAGCAUGGUGCUUGUCUCGGCCAAGAAGCAGGUCGAGGAGGAUUCCAGCGCUCCCGUUCGAGGCGGCGACGCCAAGUGGAAGCAGAUAGCGCAUAUUUGCAGCAGCCAUUGCGUUCAGAGAACGAGUUUCCAGUGCAGGAAGAGGUGGAACACUCUUCUUGCCGCUUACAAGAAAAUCAAAGACUGGGAGCGCAAGAAUGGAGCCGAGUCUUAUUGGCUCAUGGGCGGCACGGAUUUGCGGGCCAAGAAGCUUCCCGCUGGUUUUGACGAAGGAAUUUGGAAUGUCAUGGAUUCCUUCCUCGCUGGAAGGCCCGGCGUGAGCCCUAAAUUGUUAGCCGGGGACUCCGAUACACCUCCUGGAGACCACCACGCGAGCACCACAGCAGACGCUCUGCAAGCUGAUGGUGGCACGUCGUUGCUGCAUGGUAGCACGAAGGCCAAAAGGGAGAAGGAGCCCGCUCUUCGAAAGAAGCGGAAACGAGCCGGAGGAGGGAGUCAAGAACAGCAACCUCUGGCUGCCGAUGUGGAGCAGAAGAAGACCUCGACGAGUCAAGAACCCGGGACUGAGGCCCUCGACCGCUUCUCGCAAUACAUGUCUUCAAUUGUGAAUAGGGCCAUCGAAUGUUACGACCGAAAUAGCGAAUUGAAUAGGAAUCUUAGACGCGAGCAGGGUGAAAAUUUAGUCGCAGUUUUAGGCACUCUUGCUUCGGCCGUGAGAGAUUUGGUCCAGCAGAACAGUAAGUACUAGAACCCACGAGCCAGUAGUACCAAUCUCGACGUAAAGAACUUCUCUGCGAGUUCUUUAUUGUUUCGAGCCUGCACAUAGUGCCCCAGCCUUCUUUGCCCUUUUACCACAUUGGUCUCAAGACCAGAAUUACAGGGUCAGUCAUUGUCGAGGAUCAGAAUGGUAUUCUCGGCUUUUUAUCGAGUCAAGUCCCAUUUACACUUGCAAUCGAAAUGUGAAAAGACUUCAAAGUGCUUCAAGGAACUUCGAACGGAAGGUCCACCGUGUCACGUAU
Messenger RNA from Marchantia polymorpha subsp. ruderalis, 1432 nucleotides. Lineage: Eukaryota; Viridiplantae; Streptophyta; Marchantiopsida; Marchantiales; Marchantiaceae. The record is from the annotation of a GenBank genome assembly.